UUUGGUUUCUGAACGAUUGGCUUGGGCAAGUGUCAAACUGACAGUAAAAUGUCAACAAAUUAUUGUGAAAAUGGCGACUACCGGAGUAGGCUUUCGAUGGUUAGAUUUAUUAGAAAAGGAAUUCGAUAAAGCAUGUGUGGAAUUAGACACCUCUAUAACAGAGCUGGAAGCGGAGGAGCCAGAAGUGGUGUUUGGUGCUCGUCAGAAGAUUGCCACACUCAGCUCAUGCUUCGCACAACUCACGCACAAGGCACUUACAAUAUUUCAGAAUAGUGCCAAAAUAGAGGCUGAGCUCGUUGACAUGAGGGCAGAACUGGUGCAAGCACGAGCUGCGUCAGCUGGGGGAUGCCAGGAGGGCGGCGACGCGGCCGGCAACGUGACGGACACGGCGCGAGCGCGGUCCGAAGCCGCACAGCUAGCCAGAGAGAACGCCGCGCUCCGGGAAACUGUGCUCGCGUUACACUCCGAACUCUUUGGAGCUAGAUUGGCCACAAAGUACUUGGACAAAGAGCUGGCCGGCAGGAUACAGCAGUUGCAGCUACUCGGCAGAGAUAUGCGCGCUGAACUGAGAGAUUCACUCUGGGCUCAGGUGGAGGCAGAGAUCUUAGUACAGCGCCACAAGACGUUGGUUCGCGUGUGUCGCGGCGCGGGCGCAGCGCGGGGCUGCGGGCGCCCGGCGCCGGCCGCCGCGCCCGCCGCGCCCAACUGCGCGCUGGCACGGACGGUGCGCGUGCGACGAUCACCGCAUUUGGGGCUCGGGAUUUCUGUUACUGGUGGUCGCGAGCACGGGGUCCCGAUCCUGAUCUCUGAGCUAGAGGCGGGCGGGCCGGCCGCGCUCACCGGCGAGCUGUAUGUCGGUGAUGCCAUACUCGCCAUCAAUGAUGUUGAUCUCACACAGGCUUGUCACAAGGAAGCCGUGCAGGCGCUGCAGAGCGUGAAGGGCGACUGCGCGCUGUGUGUGCAGUUCAUCGCCACCGACGACGACGACAGGCUGUCUGAAGACAAUUAUAGGUUCCCGCUGUAUCCUGAGGACGGGUCUGUGUUCGGCGCGGAGGGCGACGGCUCGGGCGCCACGCCCACCGCGCCGCGUACGCCUGACUACAACAGACGCACAUCAGAAGCGGGUUCGGGCAGCGAGUGCGAGUCGGAGCCAUACCGCGUGGCACCGCCGCCGCCCGCCAACUAUCCCGACUACAACAACAUUAACAACAACCUGAACAUACUGGAUAUGGACGACGACUCCAUCAAGAUCGAAGCAAGGCUUGAGUGGUCGGGCAGCGCGCGGACGGCGCGGGCGGCGCGCGAGGCGUCGUCGGGCGACUCGGCCGCCUCCACGCCCGUGCACGCGCGUCCCAACGCGCUCAAGAAGAAGCGCAAGCCGCAGGACUGGCGCACUAAGGGCGCAUACAGACCCGUGGAACUGGAAGCUCCCUCGUCCGACGAACCUCUUGCUGAGGCGCCCUGCGAUAAUCUGCCCUCUGGUGUGAAGAUAAUUAUAUAUAUUUUUUUUAUUUCGGGCGAGUCACCUCUAGCGCCGACUCCCGCGCCGCAGCAAAUACCGCAGAUUGCACAGGCGCCGCUUAUCGAUAUCGAUACCAAGGAGUCCAAGCCUAGCAAGCCGAACGGAGACGUGAAACCCCUCAGAAGAGAGUCCAAAGGAUUUAGGAUAGGGUCAGCGCGGCGGGUGACGGAGACCGCGGCGCUUACGAACGGGGCUGCAGAGCGCGGCAAGUUCCCGCCGCGCCUGCUGGCCGGCGACGGCGACCCCGACUUCGGCACCCCUGUCUGAACGCAGCUCAGCUCACCGCCACCGAGUACGGCCUACACUACUUAGUAUUAAUAGCCAGAGAGACGGCACACAUUUUUGAGUAGGUUUUGAGGGGAGGUGAAAACUUGUCCUGUAUCUCUUGAAUAAAAAGUUUAAGUCUAUUUUCAAAGAAAAUUCAAGGAAAAUUCAAAAUUAAACGUUUAUGUCAUUUGCAAUUUAAGUAAAAUUUAAAUUAGUCUAUUAGUACUUGAAAAAAGUCGAUUGAAAAGAAAAAUAUAAUGAAAAAAUGCAUUUGAGGCAAUUUGAAAGUCUUUGGUUGAUUAAACCUAGGCAGCGAGGUUUGUGUUGGAGUACAGAAUAAGAGCAGGAUAAGUUCAAAUCUUGCCUCAACUACCUAUCCAAAAAUGUGUACCAGCUCUUGGGCAAUAACAGUAUUCGUUAUUUUACGCCGUCAUUCUCAGUGCUUACUUUUUAUUUCGUAAGGGAGUAGUUACGCGUAGAGUUGCGCUCGGUCGCUUUUGUGUGUCGAUAACGAUAGUUGUCGGAGAUUAGUUAGUCGACUGUUUGGAUCUCUAGUCGCGAGCAUUCGUACCGCGAGUGUCGAGCGAUGCCAUGUGGAGCUGAAACUUCAACUAUUUAUUCAUUUGGGUUAUAGAUUUAUAUCAAUUUGACUUGAUCAGGCUUAGUUAAUUAAACCAUCUAG
Helicoverpa armigera (cotton bollworm) is the source of this 2471-nucleotide messenger RNA. RefSeq names its product Golgi-associated PDZ and coiled-coil motif-containing protein. Lineage: Eukaryota; Metazoa; Arthropoda; Insecta; Lepidoptera; Noctuidae. Bases 71 to 1789 code for a protein of 572 amino acids. Gene Ontology annotation, cellular component: trans-Golgi network transport vesicle; Golgi apparatus; membrane. The transcript is spliced from 14 exons. The record is from RefSeq and is a predicted model, not a curated record. Gene Ontology annotation, molecular function: transmembrane transporter binding. Gene Ontology annotation, biological process: negative regulation of protein localization to cell surface.